GGCACCAGCAGCGACUCUCUCCGAGUCCCGAAUAACCUCCCGAGGGACGAGAACAGGCAAAGGACGUCUAUCAGUCCGACAAUCUGGGGUCUCGGUCAAGAACAACAGACUCUUGGGCGAGCGAACAGAUACUCUCUUCCUCACCAACCCUCCUUCAUACCUCUCUCCGACCCAUCUUCCACCAGUCGCAUCCCUAAUCAGCCACAAUGGGUGGACAAAUCAGCAAGAUGAUGGGCAAGAUCUUCGGAUCCAAAGAAAUGCGACUGUUGAUGCUUGGCCUGGACGCAGCCGGAAAGACGACGAUACUGUACAAGUUGAAGCUGAACCAGGAUGUGACAACUAUCCCUACAGUGGGAUUCAACGUCGAGACCGUCACCUAUAAGAAUGUCAAGUUCAAUGUUUGGGAUGUCGGGGGACAGGAUAAGAUUCGGCCUCUUUGGAGACAUUACUUUAGCGGUACACAAGGCCUCAUCUUCGUGAUCGACUCCUCCGAUAAGGUGCGCAUAGACGAGGCGAGACAGGAGUUACACCGGAUCAUCAACGAUCGGGAAAUGAAGGAGUCUUUACUGCUUGUCUUUGCCAACAAGCAGGAUAUUCCAGGAGCAAUGAAACCCCAGGAAGUAACAGACGCCCUCAAGCUCACGCAACUGAAAGACAAAAUUUGGUUCGUCGUACCAAGUUGUGCUACCACAGGUGAAGGACUAUUGGAAGGCUUGGCAUGGCUAUCAAACAACGUCAAAUCCCCCCCAAACGCACCAGUCAAAAAAUAGAUUCCCACGCCUUCACUCUCUACUCCUAGAGCGAAAUCGAGCAACGGCCCCACCACAUCGGAGCAGGCGGGAAUGGAAAAGCAACACGAAAAUCGGCGCAGACGAGGGCAUUUCCUUGUGUUUUUUUGCGCCCUUGUAAUCCUUGAUGCAGCGAGUCCUUUCUCUUUAUACUUACGCAAGGCGGCGAUACCAAACUUUCUUCCUUUUCUUUCUUUUGCGAGCUAGCGGGUCUUUCUAUCGUAUCGUGUCGUGUCGUACCGUACCGUACCGUAUCGAGAUAGAAGGAUUGGCGAAAAUGGCGAGCAA
This is a messenger RNA of Amorphotheca resinae ATCC 22711, 1076 nucleotides long. RefSeq lists its product as hypothetical. The coding region runs from base 207 to 770 and encodes 187 amino acids. NCBI's taxonomy places the organism in Eukaryota, Fungi, Ascomycota, Leotiomycetes, Helotiales, Amorphothecaceae. The record is from RefSeq and is a predicted model, not a curated record. The transcript has 4 exons. Gene Ontology annotation, molecular function: GTPase activity; GTP binding. Gene Ontology annotation, cellular component: cytoplasm. Gene Ontology annotation, biological process: intracellular protein transport; vesicle-mediated transport.